Messenger RNA from Striga hermonthica, 2343 nucleotides. NCBI's taxonomy places the organism in Eukaryota, Viridiplantae, Streptophyta, Magnoliopsida, Lamiales, Orobanchaceae. The record is from the annotation of a GenBank genome assembly.
AUGAGCUCCCCAAGUUCUGAUCUCCUCCACCUAUGGCGGCUUCGGGCUGUAUCAGUAAUCAUCCUAUUUCGGGCCGUAUCAUUCGGGCUCAACACUGACGGCAUCCUCUUGCUCUCAUUCAAAUACAGCAUAUUAAAGGACCCAUACGGAGUCCUUCAAAGCUGGAACAGCUAUGACCAGACGCCGUGCUCUUGGCGUGGCGUUGCCUGUGGCGUCCCGGGCUCGGCCGAUGCAUAUUAUCGUGUCACGGGCCUCUCCCUCCCUGAUUCCGGUCUCUUGGGCCCGAUCCCGUCCACCCUUGGAAUGAUCGAGCACCUCAGGAGCCUGAACCUGUCAAACAAUUCAAUCAACGGGUCUUUACCGGCCUCCCUUUUCCGGGCACCCGAGCUUCAGUCGCUCGAUUUGUCCAACAAUUUGAUCUCCGGCGAGCUGUCGGAGCUCGUCGGGAGAAUGGGGAGCCUCCGGCUGCUCAAUCUGUCGGACAACGCUCUGUACGGUUCCCUGCCUCGGAACCUGUCGGGUCUCCACAAUUUGACGGCGGUUUCCUUGAAGAAUAAUUACUUCUCAGGCGUCAUUCCGGGCGGGUUCGAUUCGGUUCGAGUUAUGGAUCUGUCCUCGAAUUUGAUCAACGGGUCGCUGCCGCCUGAUUUCGGCGGCGGCAAUCUGUCGUACCUGAAUGUCUCCUUCAACAGGCUCUCCGGCGAGAUUCCGCUGGAGUUUGGUAGGAAAAUCCCGGGAAACGCGACGGUAGAUCUUUCGUUCAACAACCUCACCGGCCCGGUACCGGAGUCUGACGUUUUUAUCAACCAGGACGUGAAAUCGUACUCCGGCAACACCGAGCUGUGCGGCCGGCCGCUGAAGACACUCUGCCCCAUCCCAUCCUCCGCCGCGACGCUGCCGAGUGCCGCAGUGCAAGAGUCUCCUCCGGCCAUCGCCGCCAUACCAAAAACCAUAGGCUCCGAACCGGCCGCCGCCGGGAGCCGGAGCCAGUCGAGAGGAGCCGGGCUGAGGCCCGGCACAAUCCUCGGAAUCGUCGCAGGAGACAUCGCCGGCAUCGGGAUCCUGGUGGUGGUGUUCCUCUACGUGUACCAGCUGAAAAGGCGGAGAGCAUCCGCCGCCGCCAUGAAAAAGGAGGCGGAGAGAGCGCGGGAGUUCGACUGGGCGUCCUCUUCCGAGUCGUCCUCGGAGGAGCGCAGCUGGCUGCGGGGGUGGACCUGCCUGAGAAAUCACCGGCACGCCGCCGGGGAGGAAAGCUGCCGGUCGGAGUCGGGAAGCUCAGAGACGGAGGACGAGGGGAGCGCGCGUGAGGCGCACGCGCCGGGGCGGGAGCAGAAGGACGGGGCUCUGGUGACGGUGGACGGAGAGAAGGAGCUAGAGCUUGAGACGCUGCUGAAGGCGUCGGCUUACAUACUGGGCGCGUCGGGGACCAGCAUCGUUUACAAGGCGGUGCUCGAGGACGGCACCACGCUAGCGGUGAGGCGCGUGGGGGAGAAUGGGGUGGAGAGGUUCCGGGAUUUCCAGAAUCAGGUUCGGGUAAUCGCCAAGUUGGUACACCCGAAUCUGGUCCGGAUUCGAGGCUUUUACUGGGGCACCGACGAAAAGCUCAUCAUCUAUGAUUUUGUUCCCAAUGGCAGCCUUGCUAACGCACGUUACAAAAAAGCCGGCUCCUCACCCUGCCACGUGCCAUGGGAAGCCCGGCUCAAGAUAGCAAGGGGAGUAGCCCGUGGGCUCUGCUACAUUCACGAGAAGAAGCAAGUGCACGGCAACCUGAAGCCCAGCAACAUCCUGCUGGGCCCGGACAUGGAGCCCAAAAUCGGCGACUUCGGGCUCCAGCGCUUGGUCACCGGCGACUACAACACCUCGAGGCCCGGAACAGGUGGGUCGGCCCGCAACUUCGGCAGCAAGCGGUCGACAGCCUCGCGCGACAGUUUCCAGGACUACACGAGCGGGCCCACCCCAAGCCCGAGCCCGAGCGUGAUCGGGGUAUCACCCUACCACGCACCCGAGUCCCUCCGCAGCCUGAAGCCCAGCCCGAAGUGGGACGUGUUCUCCUUCGGUGUCGUCCUGCUCGAGCUCCUCACCGGGAAGGUCAUAGCCUCGGACGAGUCGGGCUCCGCCCUUGCUGUCGGGGCCAUGUCAGCGUCGUCUGACGAGGAGAGAGGGAGGGUCCUGAGGAUGGCUGACGUGGCGAUCAGGGGUGACGUGGAGGGUAAGGAGGAGGCGUUCCUGGGGCUGUUGAGGUUGGGUUACGGCUGCAUCUCGUCCGUCCCGCAGAAGAGGCCGGCCAUGAGGGAGGCGCUCCACGCGCUCGACAAGUUGCCGUCUUCUUCGUUUUCGCUGUAG